UCCUCCUCUCCCCCUGUCUCCUUCUCCUUCUCUGCGGUGCUGCUGCUGCUGCUGCUGCUGCUGCUGCGCUCACUGUCGCCUCUGACUUCAGUGUAGAAGUCCCGGACUUGACGCGUGAUGGCGCGGACUCAUUGAUAAAAAUCUGCAGCUGGGAUUAAAAUGAGCACUCCUGCUGAGCGGCUCUCCUCCUCCUCCUCCUGCUCCCCCUCCUCCCCCUCCCUCUCCUCCAUAUAGCGCUGCCUUCUCUGCACAUGAUCUGUUUUAUGUGACUCAAGCAGGCGGCGCAGGAUGACUACUACCUUAUCGCUGGUGACUUUGUGCGCUUUGGUGGCGUCGGUGUUGGCGUCUAAGACGGAGCGGGCUGUGCUUCUCCCCUGUGAAUCGGGCCAGUACACAAAUAAUGGAGAGUGCUGCAUGGAGUGUCCACCCGGAGAGGGCGUGGUGAGGAAAUGUGGAGCGACUCAGACGGUCUGCGCCCAGUGUUUGGACAGUGAGACUUUUUCAGAGAACUACAGUCACAAGGAGAAGUGCAAGCCAUGCACAGAGUGUACCGGCCUGAUGCGGCUGGAGACGCCCUGCACAGACUCUAACGAUGCCGUGUGCGUCUGCAACUACAACUUCUUCUUCAAUUCCAUGUUUGGCCGCUGCGAGCCCUGUACAUUGUGUCCAGUGGGAGAGGGCGUGUACAGUCACUGUGACCAUGAUCAUGACACGAUAUGCGAGGAGUGUAUCGACAACACCUUCUCUGACCGGGAAAGCUCCCUCGAACCCUGCCUGCCUUGUGCCAUCUGUGAGGAGGAAAUCGAGAUAGAGCUGGCGAAGUGCACACCGAUCAGUGACUCUGUCUGUCACAAUCCCAACCUCCCCACAGAUGUGAUCCCCACGUCUGAUAUGGGCCCCUUUGCACCAUCGUUUGCUUAUUACUUCCCGCCAGAUGGCUCUGACAGCCCAUUGCCAGGUGGAGAGACAACCACAUCAAGUGCUGGCUCUCCCCGCUUCCUCGGCCCUGGCUUCAACGUAAACCUCAUCCCGAUCUACUCCUCCAUUCUGGCUGCCGUGGUGGUGGGCCUGGUGGCUUAUAUCGUUUUUAAGAGGUGGAAUAACUGCAAGCAGAACAAGCAGGCAGCUAACAACCGUGCGGCUACAAAUAACCAGAUGGUGACGCCGGAAGGAGAGAAGCUGCACAGCGACAGCGGUAUCUCGGUGGACAGUCAGAGUCUGCAGGAGCAGCAGCAGCAGCAGGCCCAGGCUGAAGUCCAGUCUCAGCCCUCUCGCUCACACACGCAGGAACAGAUCGUAGUGAGGAUGGAUGGUGGCCGCCAGCCUGACUCACCUCCCCCUGAAGUCUGAGGAGGAGGACGUGGAGGAGAAGGAACAGCUGAAGAGCAGGGAGAGGAGAGCAGGGACCUGAAUCAAGGACCAAAACUGUUGGUGGGGAGACUACACAGAGAAUGUAAAAACUGACUCUGAUUCACACCUGAAGUGGUCACAGAGGAAAGAAAAGACUUGCACGGAGCUCCCAGCACCUCUGGGCCACAGUCUGACUCCCCAUCCCUGCAUAUAGAAUCUGACUCUUAUCUAUCAGUGUGCCUGGACACAACCACUACAGCAAUAUCACUAUCUGUACCAAUGCUCCUGCACACACAUUGCCAUAGAUGUGCCCAUGCAUUUCCAAUUAGCUGAAUACUCCAACGUUGACACAUAACUGACAUAAUUCCUUUGAACUGCCAGCUUAUCCAGCUUUCUCUUUCCCUCUAAUUCCACAUUUGCUUAACCAUUAAAAAAGCAUGUCUACAAAGUAAACAGGCAGAAAGGUACUCCAUUAUCUCAUCUUUUCUUUUCCACCUUUUGUGUCUCACAUAUUCCUUUGUGGCAUCACAUGCUCAGAAAAUCUUCUCUCCCAUGGAUUUACUCUAUUAGAUCCCUGCUGUCAUGCAAAGAGCAGUGGGGGUGGGGGGAGGCUGUGAGUCACAGUGCAACUUCUUCUGAAGUUUCUUGAUCUUUUAUCAUUUAACCAGUGACAUGUUUCAUGGCAAUUUGUUUUGUAAACUAUUUGCAUCUUUGUUUCGAGCUCAACUGCACUUACUGAUGCACUAAGUGACGCAUAUUGGGGGAAGAAAGGUCAAUUACAGUGUAGCCUGCUUUGGUAAACAAAGCAGCGAGAUGCUUGUUUCUGCAGUGCAUAGUCUUUGCCCUUUCUGUGACACAGCCGCUAUCAGGUUUGUGUUUCAGUAAUUUCAUGCUUGUAAUGCCACACACCCAAAUAUUUGUCUACUGUCUGUUGUGCAUUCAUUUCAUUUUGUGGCUUGAAUUACGUGGCUGACUCAGCAGAGUGCCUCCACCAUCAUCCUGGAUGUGCAACACGAGAGCAACAUCUCUGGGCUGUGGAGCUCUGCUUACUCGCCGCGAUGAGUUGAGGGGAAGAGAAGCUAUCUGAUGAGCUGUGACAUCAUUGAUGACCCAGCAUGCAAUUCUGCUCAUAACAUUUAAUCCAGGACUGGAGAAAUUGAAAAAAAACCCCAAAUCCUUCCUAUCAUGAUUUACUCUUACUAAGUGGCGAAUUGGGACAUCCCCUUGAGACUAACACUCCUUUAAUGAUCCCCACCAUUCUACCCACACAUUCUCAUUAUUAUACAGCUCUCUUUGCAUUAUAGAGCCUGAUAAACAGUAUUAAGGUGCUAAUGCAUCGUCACUGGUCUCAUGUCAACAUGGGGCCCAUUAGAGAGACUUCCUGACAGGCAGGUACUAAUUACCUCAGGGUUUAGCUUCAUUUAUCCUCUGCUCCACUCAGUUCAGCCACCUUUCAUCUGGAUUAUUGCAGUGGACUUCAGAGGGGCCACACAGUCCACUUUGAAGCCUCAAACAUCACAGAUCCCUUAUCCACGUCCAAGACCGCUGACAUUUACUACAUUGCCAUGGUGAUAUGAACACACUUAGUCCAGGCUCACUUCUAAGGCUGGGUGACACCUUUUAUCACACAGGGACACACACUUAAGUUUAUCCCACCUGCUGCUUACAGGAAGUGUGAAAGCAGUCAUCAUACAGUAGAUACAUUGUAAAUGAGGUAUACUGUAGCUGAGCUUGCUUAAGUGUUCAUUCCUAUAGGGGCACAAACCUUCUCAGGGUCCCACUUAUGGUAUGAUUAAAAAUCAGAAAGAGAUCCAUAGAGGAUUCCUGUAAACAAACCUGUAAAUGAUUCUGUAGUGUAUGAUAGAGUAUUGGUAGAUAGACAGGUGUAGAAAGAUUUAGGGUUGAUAAGCAUGUCAGCAAAGUCAAUGACAAUUCAGAAACUAGAACAAUUAAAUGCAUAGUUUGGGAAACAUGUUUGUUUUAUUCUACCAAACUCACGUCUGUACAAUAAAUGUAUAAAGGAGACAAACCAGUUGGCUCCUCUGAAAGGUAACACAAUUGCCUACCAGCGCCUCUACAGCUCACAUUAACAUUAAUAUUGUAUUAUCUAGAACAACACAAAAACCAAAGUGAACAACACAACUCGCUGUGUUAUGUAUUGUAUCGAUUGGCUCUUCCAACUCUUUCCAAGAAAGCAAAUACUGCAAGGGUACUGAGUAUUCAUCGCAAAGAUGAGAAGUGUUUCCUUGUCAGCAGAGCUUGUACAUUUAAGUGAGCAAUAGACGGACGAGAAAUGUCAAUUAGGAAGUGAAAGACAAUGAAAGUGAGACAUAAUACGCUGUGUGAUGCUAUUUAAAUUGGUCACAUGGUCAUCAACGCCUCAUCGUCAUCAUGUGAUUCAUUCUUUGUCACUGCUCUGUAUCGUCUACACACACACAACAGUGGAUGAUUCACUCCUCACUGACACUGAGUGGCUAUGAUUCACCCUGAUCCUAGCAGUGACAUUAAAGUAUAUGCUGCUACAGUACUGACCAGAGUGUUGGAAAAUAUUCUAAUUCUGGCCCUGUGGACCAGUUGUCCCUCCACCAACAUACUCAUCUACGCUAAAUCACCUUCUUCUUUCUCUAGCGGCGCGUUUAAGUAACACACACACUAUGUGAGAAUGUACAACCCGAAUAUAAACAGCAAAAUAUGCAAGACACA
Messenger RNA from Solea senegalensis (Senegalese sole), 4053 nucleotides. RefSeq names its product nerve growth factor receptor a (TNFR superfamily, member 16) (gene ngfra). The transcript has 6 exons. The coding region runs from base 289 to 1350 and encodes 353 amino acids. Gene Ontology annotation, cellular component: cell surface; plasma membrane. Gene Ontology annotation, molecular function: coreceptor activity; nerve growth factor binding; death receptor activity. Gene Ontology annotation, biological process: Rho protein signal transduction. NCBI's taxonomy places the organism in Eukaryota, Metazoa, Chordata, Actinopteri, Pleuronectiformes, Soleidae. The record is from RefSeq and is a predicted model, not a curated record.